AUGACCGAUUUUUGCCCGCGGGCUGAAGCCGAGCUUCUCGUUACAAGAACAUGCUGUCUCUCAAACGAUCCCGUCUUCUUCAUAGUCCUCAUCAUCGCAGAGUACAACUUCAAAGAGGGAGUUAUAUACCUCCAAGAUGGUCUCGCCGGCUCGAGGUUUUACCAGCCCAUGAACUCCAGCCAAUUUAUCCAGUGUCUCGACAACGAGACGGGUGAAGAAGUUGAAGUCGAAGUACAGACUGUGCUUCAAACCGACAAACCCGAUUUCGCAUUGGCCAGUCAGUGCGGUGAAUACUUCGACUUCUCUUUCAAGAAGCCCGGGCGGUUUGCUAUCUGCGUAUGA
Messenger RNA from Alternaria triticimaculans, 342 nucleotides. RefSeq lists its product as uncharacterized. Bases 1 to 342 code for a protein of 113 amino acids. The transcript has 2 exons. NCBI's taxonomy places the organism in Eukaryota, Fungi, Ascomycota, Dothideomycetes, Pleosporales, Pleosporaceae. The record is from RefSeq and is a predicted model, not a curated record.